Molecule: messenger RNA, 1569 nt
Organism: Microthlaspi erraticum
Lineage: Eukaryota; Viridiplantae; Streptophyta; Magnoliopsida; Brassicales; Brassicaceae
Source: the annotation of a GenBank genome assembly
AUGUCUCCUGUCUACGAUCUUCAAAUCAAUCUCAAUGGUCAAUACAAUUUCUUCCUCAACCAGGAUGUGAUUUCAAAGUACUGUGGAAGCUUGAGGAAGAUGAUAAAACAGAGCAAAAAGAAGGGAAACAAGAAAUCGAAACCUCCAGAGAUCAUCACUAUCGAGAUUGAUGAUUUUCCAGGUGGACCAGAUGGGUUCGAGCUGGUUUCAAGAUUCUGUUACAGCAACGGAGAAAUCUCUAUCGACGUCUCAAACGUUUCGACUUUGUACAGUUGCUCUGUUAUUCUAGGCAUGACAGAGAAGUUAUGUUCCUCUAAUCUCUUGUUUCAGACAGAGAAGUUUCUAAGAGAAGUGUUGUAUGGAUCUUGGAACGACAUCCUUUUGUGCCUCAAGAACUGCGAGCAAGUAUUCCUCCACGCUGAUUCGUAUGGUCUCGUCGACAAACUCAUCUUCGCAGCUUUGACCAAGAUCUCUCGGAACUCGGACGUGUUUUCUUCUUCUUCUCUGUCUUCUUCCUUUGCUUCUUCUCUUUCUCCUGAGAUGGCCAAGAACACGCCGGAAUCAGACAAAAGGUCUGUUUCUUGCGGAAGAAGUAACGAGUGGUGGUUCGAAGAUAUGUCGAGUCUCUCCCCACGGAUCAUCUUGAAGCUGAUAAAGAUCACUGGAGCUUACAAAACCAACAUAAAAAGCUUGGUCCUAACCAAGUUUAUUCUCCAUUACCUCAAGACAAAACUCCAAGACAAAUCAGAGGUUAUGAGGAACAAGCUAGAGUACUCUGAUUUAGCUGAUAAAGCGGUCAAAGGAGUGGUUUUGGCUGGGGAAAACGCGUUUUCUUGCAGGAAACUCUUCUGGGUUCUUAGGGUUUUAUCAAGCUUUAGCCUAAGUAGAGAGUCAAGAAGCGGUUUAGAAACCCUAAUUGGAGAAAUGCUGGAUCAAGCAACACUUGAUGAUCUUCUGAUAUCUGCAAGAGGUGGAAGCAGAGAGAGUGGAUUCUACAAUGUUGAUCUCGUGAUAAGAUUACUAAGAGUGUUUGUGAAGAAGAGAGAAGAAGAAGAAUCAAGAGAGCAGGAUAUGAAAGAAAUUGGAAGAUUGAUUGAUAAGUAUUUGAGAGAGAUAUCUCCAGAUCAGAAUUUGAAAGUAUCCAAGUUCCUUGGAGUUGCAGAGAGUUUGCCUGAUUCAGCUAGAGAUUGCUUUGAUGGAGUUUACAGAGCCAUUGACAUCUAUCUACAGUCUCACCCGAACCUAACACCACAAGAUCGAACAAAGAUAUGUCGUUGUCUCAACUACAAGAAACUAACAAUGCAGACGUGCAGACAGCUCGCCAGAAACCCUAAGAUUUCUCCAGAUAUCGCCGUUCAAGCACUCAAGUCGAAAUGUGACAAUCAAGCAAACAAAAUUCCCGAUGUGAAAGUUGCAAAUAAGAGUUUUUCUUGUAGAUAUUCAGAAGAGAAGAAGCCUGUGUUGUUGCAUCUCAAAGGCUUUGAGAUAUCAGAGAAAAUAGCCGAGAGGUUAGCGUCUAGAGGAAGGUAUAAUUGGAGUGUUGUGGAUAGUUUCAGAGAAGGUUUGUGA